Coniophora puteana RWD-64-598 SS2 is the source of this 948-nucleotide messenger RNA. RefSeq names its product terpenoid synthase. Lineage: Eukaryota; Fungi; Basidiomycota; Agaricomycetes; Boletales; Coniophoraceae. The record is from RefSeq and is a predicted model, not a curated record. The coding region runs from base 1 to 948 and encodes 315 amino acids. The transcript has 4 exons. Gene Ontology annotation, molecular function: carbon-oxygen lyase activity, acting on phosphates.
AUGAAUGGCAUGCCAGAGUCUCUUACCAUCUCCUCGGAAGAUUUCCAGGCAAUCCGUGUCAUAUUCCAAGAUCUCUUCAACCAAUACGACAUACCCUACCCAUCCUCUGGAUCCGUCUUGCUUGACCCUAGUUACUACUCCGAUUGCUGUGCCUAUGCAUUCUCAAAAGGCUACAGUGUCACACCGUCCUCCGAGGUUCACCGCCACAUCCAAAUCGGCUCGAUAAUGGGCCAGCUCGCAUACGGCCACCUCCCGGACCGUGCUGCGCAAAUAUAUGUCGCCAUGUUCACUGCAGUGCUCGUCUGGAUUGACGAUGUCGCGCAGUCGGACGUCGAGCGUGCUCGCUCCUUUUGCGGCUGCUUCAUCAACGGUCGCCCUCAGCCGGAUCCUGGGCUCGAGCUCGUCGCGCAGACGCUUCACGAUGCGGCGAAGUUGUAUGCACCUGUGCAAGCAGCGAUGAUUGUCAACUCUGCUCUGAAUUUCAUCAACGGAAGUGUGCUUGAAUAUGAUUUGCGUGAUAUGAAGCUGUCACCAGAGGCGCCGGAGUAUCCAUACUUUGUCCGCACACUGACAGGGAUUGCCGAAGCCUUCGCCAUCAUGGUCUUCCCCUCGGAUGUUCCAUUCGAGACGUAUAUUCAGGCGCUUCCAUCUAUCAUGGUCUUUGCCAACGUGACCAACGAUGUCCUCUCCUUUUAUAAGGAAGAGCUUGCUGGCGAGAAUAUCAACUAUGUUUCUCGUGCAGCGUUUGCCAGGGGCGUCAGCAAAGUCACCGCGCUGCGUACCAUUGCCAACGAGACGAUCAGCGCGGACCGUCGAGCGCGCAAGGUACUUGACGCGGACAAACAGACGCGCGAGGCUUAUGCUAGGUUCAGAGAGGGGUUCACAUUGUUUCAUGUUGCGUCGAGACGGUACAAGCUAGACGACCUGGGUCUAUGGGAGAGGCCGUAG